GUGAUGUUUUUUUUGUCGUUGCAAUGUUGGCAGAAACCGGCGCCAAACUUGAACAAAGGUCAAGGACUCACUUAAAACAAUCAAUCAAUUAACAUUUAUCAACCACAUUGCUCCAAAAAUGCAUCUUAAGUCAUUUUGCUUUCUCUCUGUUUUAUUUGUGUGUGAAUUAUCCCCGGUGUUGUGCAAACAGGAUUUGGUAAAAGUGUCGCUUUAUUACGAGUCAUUGUGUCCUUUUUGUCGCCAAUUUGUAACACAAGAACUCUAUCCUGGUUAUAAAAAAAUCAAAGAUUUUUUGCUCAUCGAUUUAGUUCCUUUUGGUAAAGCUAAUGUCACUAAAAUUGACGGAAAUUGGGAAUUUAAGUGUCAACACGGCCCGAAAGAAUGUCUGGGUAACAAAAUCCAAGCUUGUGUUUUGACAAAAUCGUUUCAGAAAGAUUCCAAAAUCGGUUUUGUUUAUUGUAUGAUGAAUUCCAGCGAUCCAGGGAAGAUUUCUAUCGCUGAAUCGUGUGCGUCUAAUAAUGGGAUUUUAUGGCGUGAUAUCGUCGAUUGUGUGCAAGGAACCCAAGGAGAUGAUUUUUUAGCCCAUUAUGGUGACGUCACUAAUGAUUUGGACCCGAAACUGACUUACGUACCUCAUAUUCUCUUCAAUGGAAUUUUUAACGCAACUUUGGAGGAUUUAGCUCGUGAUAAUUUUUUUAAAACAGUCUGUGGUUUAUUUAACACAAAACCAGAUGCUUGUAAUUAAUAGAAAAUAAAUUUUUAUCGGUCGA
Tribolium madens (black flour beetle) is the source of this 770-nucleotide messenger RNA. Its product is annotated as gamma-interferon-inducible lysosomal thiol reductase-like. The record is from RefSeq and is a predicted model, not a curated record. The transcript is spliced from 3 exons. NCBI's taxonomy places the organism in Eukaryota, Metazoa, Arthropoda, Insecta, Coleoptera, Tenebrionidae. The coding region runs from base 119 to 745 and encodes 208 amino acids. Gene Ontology annotation, molecular function: oxidoreductase activity, acting on a sulfur group of donors, disulfide as acceptor.